AUGGACGCUUCUAUAGCUGGAACCGCGUUAACAAACAUUUGUAAUAUUCCAAAUACUAUUGGUGUGUUUUCAAGAGCCAUCAUUGGCAUAGAGACUGAUAUGCAAUCCACUGAAAGAGUCCUUCAAUUAAACAAAUUAAGAGAAGAAGAAUCUGAAAGUAUUAAAGCUAAUUAUGUUAUACCACCAAAAACAUGGCCUUCAACUGGUUCCGUUGAAUUUAUCGAUUUCAAAUUUAAAUAUCGACGAGGACUUCCAAUGAAAUUAAAAGGUAUAAAUGCAAAAAUAGAGUCAAAAGAAAAAAUUGGAAUUGCGGGACGUACAGGGAGCGGAAAAUCUACUCUGAUGGCAGGAAUCCUACGAAUUGAGGAAGCUUACUCUGGUCAAAUAAAAAUUGAUGGAAUCGACAUUUCAACAAUUCCACUUGAUAUAUUACGAAAACAAAUUUGUAUUUUACCACAAGAAGCUACUUUGUUUAGUGGGUCUUUAAAAUACAAUUUAGAUCCAAGAUACGAAAUGACAGACGAAAAAUUAAAGAACGUGUUAAAUAGAGUUGAAUGUACAAAUGGACUUCAUGAUCGAGUGGCAGAAGGAGGGGAUAAUUUUUCUUUGGGUCAAAGACAAUUAUUAUGUUUGGCGAGAGCACUUUUGAAUGGUUCUAAAUUACUGAUUAUGGAUGAAGCAACUGCAAAUAUCGACAUUCAAACAGAUAAAAAUAUUCAAGAAAUGAUCAGAACAAACUUUAACGAUGUAACCGUGAUUACUGUUGCACAUCGAUUACAAACUAUCAUGGACGCAGACAGAGUAAUGGUAUUUGAUAAUGGAAUGUUAAAAGAAAUGGAAACUCCAUACAAUUUGAUACAAGACGAAAAAUCAAAAUUUAACUGA
Entamoeba invadens IP1 is the source of this 885-nucleotide messenger RNA. Its product is annotated as lipid A export ATP-binding/permease protein msbA, putative. The record is from RefSeq and is a predicted model, not a curated record. The transcript has a single exon. Gene Ontology annotation, cellular component: membrane. Gene Ontology annotation, molecular function: ATP hydrolysis activity; ATPase-coupled transmembrane transporter activity; ATP binding. The coding region runs from base 1 to 885 and encodes 294 amino acids. Gene Ontology annotation, biological process: transmembrane transport. Lineage: Eukaryota; Evosea; Mastigamoebida; Endamoebidae.